AUGGGGAUAACUUGGGUUGAGACCAGGAUAGAUGCUGUGGAUGAAGCUGGGGGUAGCUCCUCACGGAGUAGAGAGCAGGAUAAAGCAUUUGAGAAUGCUCUUGCAACUUAUCCUGAGGACUCCACAGAUCGGUGGGAGAAAAUUGCUGGGGAUGUUCCUGGGAAAACUCUAGAGGAGAUUAAACAUCAUUAUGACCUUCUGGUGGAUGAUGUUAACCGGAUUGAAUCAGGUUUUGUACCUCUUCCUGCCUAUAAUUCUUUUGAAGGUUCAACGAGCCAGGCUAGAGAUGAAGGAACUGAUAAGAAAGUCAGCCAUGUGGGGCAUUACAGUGAGUCUAAUCAUGGAAGUAAAUCAAGAUCAGAUCAGGAACGCCGCAAGGGGAUUGCCUGGAAGGAAGAUGAAAACAGGCUGUUUCUACUUGGUUUGGAUAAAUGUGCGAAAGGAGACUGGCGAAGUAUAUCGAGGAACUUUGUGGUGACAAGGACGCCUACACAGGUUGCAAGCCAUGCCCAGAAGUACUUUCUCUGGUUGAACUCGACAAACAAAGACAGAAGGCGAUCAAGCAUUCAUGGUAUCACCAACAUUGGCAAGGGCGAGAUUCUAGCACCUCAAGGAUCAAUUACUGGUCAAACCAAUGGGUCUGUUGCAGGAGGCUCAUUUGGACAGUACCCCACCAUGGAGUUCGAUGGAGAAGUGGUUAAGUCCAAUGCCCCUAAAUUGGAAGUGAAGCCACUAAUAGGACACUUAAAGUAUGUCUUCUUAGGAGAAGAGGAAACACUUCCCAUCAUAACCUCCAACAAGCUGAGUGAGACAGAGGAAGAGAAGCUUACAAGGGUAUUCCACGAAUGCAAAGAGGCAAUUAGAUGGACCAUUGCCGACAUCAAGGGAAUAUCAUCCUCCACAUGUAUGCACUGA
Carica papaya (papaya) is the source of this 915-nucleotide messenger RNA. The record is from RefSeq and is a predicted model, not a curated record. NCBI's taxonomy places the organism in Eukaryota, Viridiplantae, Streptophyta, Magnoliopsida, Brassicales, Caricaceae.